AUGGCAGCAAACUCUUCCCCUGUCUACAUCUUAGGGCUUGGAAGUAUCGGAUGUUUUGUCGCCCAUUCUCUUCACUCUCUAGCUGAUAACCCCCCCAUUACACUCCUGCUUCAUCGAGAGUCUCUGUACAGCGAAUUCACCUCCACGGGACAGAAAAUAAGCCUGCAGGUCGGGGAUGACGGAGAUCCAGACGAUCAAUCCGGCUUUAAUGUUGAGGUCUUAGGGAGCGAUGUCACACCCACAUCGCCAAUCCCUUGCCUGAUUGUCACAGUCAAAUCGUCAAUGACAGUAGACGCCAUCAAACCUGUCAAAGAAAGGCUCGGGCGAGAUUCUGUUAUCUGCCUAUUCCAGAAUGGCAUGGGCCAAGUUGAAGCAUUGAAUGAGCAGCUAUUUCCCGACCCAGCCACACGCCCAACGUAUAUGUUCGGAAUCGUUCGGCAUGGCGUCUACCUGAAAGCGGCCUUCCAAGCUGUAUUGGCUGGUCGCAAUGGCUGCGUCUCCCUCGGCUUUGUAGACGCCGAUGCCUCAGAUGUAUCCCGGCCGAGGAAUCGGUUUCUUAUCGACACCCUGCUCCGAUCAACAGCUCUCAAUUGCCAGGAAUUGGAAUGGACAUGCCUUUUGCGCGAUCAGCUUUUCAAGCUGGCAGCAAAUUGCAUCCUCAAUCCUCUCACGGCGCUGCUCGAUGUUCGCAAUGGCGUUAUUGCCGAGAUGGCUCAGGUCAGACCGUUAAUAAACCGCCUCCUGGAGGAGAUAUCAACGGUGUUUGGCCGGCUGCCAGAACUCCAGAAUCUUGCUACCGAUGAUCCCUCAUGCUUCUCCCCCGUGUCCUUGGAGGCCGUCGUCAUGGACACGAUCAGAAAGACAGCGGGAAACUCCAGCAGCAUGCGGGAGGAUAUCCGUCAAGGGAGACCGACGGAAAUCGAGUUUAUUAAUGGCUGGAUAAUCAAGCGUGGCAGGGAACUGGGGGUGGAUUGUGUGGCCAAUUCAUCUCUAACUGAACUGAUCCGGUCUAAGAGUAGUCUAUCUCGUUAA
Aspergillus pseudonomiae is the source of this 1032-nucleotide messenger RNA. RefSeq names its product ketopantoate reductase family protein. The transcript has a single exon. The coding region runs from base 1 to 1032 and encodes 343 amino acids. Gene Ontology annotation, molecular function: 2-dehydropantoate 2-reductase activity; NADP binding. Lineage: Eukaryota; Fungi; Ascomycota; Eurotiomycetes; Eurotiales; Aspergillaceae. Gene Ontology annotation, biological process: pantothenate biosynthetic process. Gene Ontology annotation, cellular component: cytoplasm; mitochondrion. The record is from RefSeq and is a predicted model, not a curated record.